Molecule: messenger RNA, 702 nt
Organism: Diuraphis noxia (Russian wheat aphid)
Lineage: Eukaryota; Metazoa; Arthropoda; Insecta; Hemiptera; Aphididae
Biological process (GO): intraciliary transport
Cellular component (GO): axoneme
Source: RefSeq, a predicted model, not a curated record
AUGAACGUAGAGAUGAACAAAAAUAAGGUUCUGCAAUUAGAACUAAACCAUUUAAAGGAAACGAAUGAUCAACUAUUAUCGACAAUUGAAAAGCUUAAAUACCAAAGUUAUGGUGGAAGACGGAGCUACAAUGGUCUAAGCCAAAGUAUUGCACCAAAAUCCAGGUCAACGGUAAUGUCUAAGAACUCAUUAUUAGUUGACGUCGUUGGCUCUGUCGUUGAUCGAGUGGCUUCCCCGAAAAUUCCCAGGAAGACAGCAAGACCUGAACUAGUUCACGGCGAGUCCGAAAUCAGUGAUCACACCAAAGACCUCCAAAAGAAUCUGAUUAUUCAGGUACAUGAGGAUGUGAUUAAUAAACCAAACAUGUUGGUAAACGAUAAAACGGAAUCAUUCAACUCAUGCGGUAAAUCAAGAGAUUUGUAUUCUGGGAUUACUGAACUGAUGAAGGAAAAAGAUUUAUUGGACGAAUUCGAUGAAAACAUUAUGCGGCAGAUUGAACCCGAUGAGGCUGAAAAUCCUUUUUCAGUGUCCAAUAUUUAUGGAAUGAAAUCAAGAAGGAAGCAUCAAUCGGUGACCAACUUAAAAAACAAUUAUGAAGAUUUAAUAAAUGCCAGAGAAGAUGACUUGCAGAAAGACAAUUCCUUCCCAGAUGAAGGUGAUAUGACGAGCAGUACAUCAUCUGUUAGUGACGCUGAUUAUUAG